Merops nubicus (carmine bee-eater) is the source of this 1854-nucleotide messenger RNA. RefSeq names its product centrosomal protein 97kDa (gene CEP97). NCBI's taxonomy places the organism in Eukaryota, Metazoa, Chordata, Aves, Coraciiformes, Meropidae. The annotation marks the transcript as partial. The transcript has 11 exons. The record is from RefSeq and is a predicted model, not a curated record. Gene Ontology annotation, molecular function: protein binding.
AUGGCGGUUGUUGCUUGUUUGGUAGUCAACUGGUCAGGUCAAGGAUUGCAAAAACUGGGUCCAAACUUACCCUGUGAUGCUGAUACUCACACUCUGAUUCUGGACAAAAACCAGAUAAUUAAAUUGGAGCACUUGGAGAAAUGCAGGAAUCUGAUGCAGCUCUCUGUAGCCAACAAUCGUUUGGUGAGGAUGAUGGGUGUGGCAAAACUGACAAAGCUCCGGGUGCUGAACUUGCCUCAUAACAGCAUUGGGUAUGUGGAAGGGCUGAAGGAUUUGGUGCACCUGGAAUGGCUCAACUUGGCAGGAAAUAACCUUAAGGCCAUUGAACAAAUCAAUUCCUGUCUCUCUCUUCAACAUCUUGAUUUGUCAGACAAUAACAUUGCUCAGUUAGGUGAUCUCUCCAAGCUUACAUCACUGAAGACUCUGAUGUUACAUGGAAACAUUAUAACUUCCCUUCGCACCGCCCCCGUGUGCCUACCUCAGAAUCUGACUGUUUUGUCUGUGGCAGAAAACGAAAUCAGAGACUUAAAUGAGGUGUCUUUCCUGGCCUCUCUACAUCAGCUGGAACAGCUGUCAAUUAUGAACAAUCCUUGUGUGAUGGCCACACCUUCCAUCCCUGGCUUUGACUACAGGCCAUACAUUGUCAGCUGGUGUCUGAACCUUAAAGUUCUCGAUGGAUAUGUGAUUUCUCAGAAGGAAAGUUUGAAAGCAGAAUGGCUCUACAGUCAGGGUAAAGGAAGAUCAUAUCGACCUGGGCAGCACGUUCAGCUGGCCCAGUACUUGGCUACUGUUUGUCCUCUUAUAUCUUCAUAUGGUCUCCAGACUGAAGAGGAUGCCAAACUGGAAAAAAUACUAAGCAAGCGAAGGCUCCACCAGAGGCAGCUGAUGCAUGAAAACCAAAAUGAAGGACAACCUACAUCUUCUCCUCCCACCAGAACAGCCCCAGUUACUUACGAACAGAGCAGCCCAGCCCAGGCACCACAGGUGGCUCUCGAAAGAGAACCUGUCAUCCAGAGGAAUUCUUGGGUUGGACCAAAUGGAAACGAUGAUCAUUCCUAUGCAGCAAAGAACACGUAUCUUCUUGAAAAAAGUUUUCACCAGGAGCUAUAUCUUGAAGAUAUACAGACAGAUGAAGACAAACUAAACAGCAGCCUUUUAUCCUCAGAGUCCACUUUCAUGCCAGUUGCUUCAGGAUUGUCUCCAGUGUCUCCUCCUUCAGACCUGAAGCUCCAUGGCGUCAGUUUGGGCCUAGGAGAUGGCAAUGAUACAGCAGUUGAAUGUGAGAGAGGUGUUAACAGCAGAGAGACAGCUAACAAGCAAGAAGCUUCCUGUGUUACCAGAGAGCACUUGAACGGAGUGGUGGGAAGUGUGGAAACUCAAGAGAACAUCAAAGAGAGUAUGCUGUUGCCACCUGAUCCAGCAACAGCUAACCUGACUGCUGACACUAGCAACUGUUCAGCAUCCUCUGAAGACCAAGUUCUGCUCAGUCCCCCCAGCACCUCAGUCGGUGCUGAACCAGGAGCUGCAGCUCCCUGUCCUGGCCAGCUGACAGGAGAAGGCUGCGAUUCGUUAGCUGCUGUCGCUCAAGGCACAGCUGAGCUGCAGAGAAUGAGCCAAGCAGCUACCAAGCUUCAGGCCUGCUGGAGAGGAUUCUCCACCAGGAGCCACCACCCCCGGGCCAAGGAGGUGCGGUACGAGAUCCGGCUGCGCCGCAUGCAGGAGCACAUCCUCUGCCUCACUGAUGAAAUAGAAAAACUGAGAAAAGAAAAAGAGGAAGAUAAGAUUCAGAGGCUUGUCCAGGAGGAAGCUGUCAGAUUUCUUUGGAACCAGGUUAAAUCCCUUCAACAGUGGCAG